GUUCCGUGCCUUGCCGCCAGUGCGAGAGAGCGCCGCCAUCGAUUUAGCAGGAAUGAGCGAGUAGGUUGGAAAGUUUUUGGAAACUUGGUACCGUGGACGCAGAGAGACGCGAGAGGUCUCUAGAGGGGUGGCGUUCGCACGAGGUGCUCACUUCCGCUUGCGCCGUAGCAAGCCACGUGACAUGAGCAACAAACUCUUCACGCAAGUUUACCGACGCAUUCCUGCCGGGCCGGUUGCCGCGAGUUCUUGUGCGCGAUCCCGUUGUCCCACUGUGAUGUUGUGAGUAACACCGGCGGCCUCGUUAAAUCCUAACAUUAGAACAUUAGGGGAAUAGAUAGCCUUAGCGGUAACCGUUUUCUUGGUUUCAAAGGGCCCCAUAAGCAGUUGCCUUGGCUCCUUCACCGGUAUUUGUGGGCUACAGCCUUGUCGGCGUGUACCCCUGCGCGGUCUUUAAACCGCGUGAGACCACAACAACCACAUCAUCCUCAACCCAGACCCAGACGGGACCGACGCGAUCCAGAGUGGCAGGCGCCAACAGAACGCAGCCGUACACACUGCCCCAACAGCAGACACAACACCAGCAAACUGCACCUUCCUAUCAAUCGAAUCAAAACCAAAACCAAAACCAAAACCAAAACCAGUACCAAAAUCAGAACCAGAUCAAUCAGAACCCGACCACGGCCGCCACCAGGGUCCAACCACCGCAACUGCUGGUUGCCGCCUGUAGUUGCCGAGAAACAACCGCCUCCAACGACUUGAGCCAACUGACCUCUGCUUCCUCCAGCGCGACACCAAUGCUCUUCGUCCCCUUCUCGGUGCCUAACUUUGGCCCGCCCAUCAGUGGUACCAACCAGCAUGCUGCCAACUGCAGCCCUUCAAAGGACAUGAAAGGUGGGUGGUCGGCAUCACCAGGGACCACUGCACCGACGCUGCUGGCGGUGCAGCCGCUCCUCACACAGGCCAACACCCCAACUCAAACGACGCAACCGCAGACAGCCCCAAAACAGGAUACCUCAAAACACCAUCACAUCUUUGUAGGAGAUCUGAGCCCGGAGAUUGAAACACAAACGUUGAGGGAGGCAUUUGCGGCAUUCGGCGAGAUCUCGGACUGUCGCGUGGUGCGCGACCCACAAACUCUCAAGUCGAAAGGGUAUGGGUUCGUCUCGUUCAUCAAAAAAGCGGAAGCGGAAAGCGCCAUCGCCGCCAUGAACGGUCAAUGGCUUGGCAGCCGCAGUAUUAGGACCAAUUGGGCAACCAGGAAGCCACCAGCUCCUAAAAACGAAGUAAACUCAAAACCUUUAACAUUCGAUGAGGUCUACAACCAAAGCAGUCCUACCAAUUGUACGGUAUAUUGUGGAGGCAUCACAAAUGGAUUGAGUGAAGAAUUAAUGCAGAAAACAUUCGCACCAUUUGGAACUAUUCAAGAAAUUCGGGUAUUUAAAGAAAAAGGAUAUGCAUUCGUUCGUUUUUCCACCAAAGAAUCUGCCACUCAUGCUAUUGUGGCGGUCCACAACACUGAUAUCAAUGGUCAAAUCGUCAAGUGUUCCUGGGGGAAGGAAUCAGGAGAUCCAAACAAUGCCCCAGUCGCUGGCCAGUGUGCUUUACAGGCUCUAACUAGCACCCAAUAUCCUUAUGGAGCCUACGGGCAACAGCUCGGAUACUGGUAUCCCCAGAGCUUCCCCACAACGGCUGCGGCCGCUCAAAUGCAAGGACAGUUUUUGCAAGGCAUACAGGGUUACGCUUACGGUCAAUUUGCUGGGUAUCAACAGUCUUACAUGGGGAUGGGAAUGCAAGUACCUACUACAUGGCAGGGAAUACCUGGUCAGCCGCAGCUGCCAACAACCCAACAGAUGGCAGCCCCGGGGGCGGCUUUACAGCAGCCGGGUCUGGUGUUUCCCAUCCAGCAGUACCAGGCUCAAUGAAAACACACAUUAGCCACCGAGUCUACAUAGUGAUAUUUUAAUACUGUUCAGGAAAACCCGUUUAUUGAUUUAUCGCGGAAUUGCAAUGUUCGUGCCAAAUUUCUCGACUCUAUUCACCCCCACCGAUGUUUAGCCCAGAAUGUAACCAAAGAAUAUAUGUAUAUGUAAUAUAUUACACGCGCAGAUGAGUCAUUGAAAUCCAUCCAUAGUUAGUUCACUUCAGGAGGCGAUUUUUCCUGUUAGGCUUCUCACUUUUUUGGGUGAAUGCGAAGAGAGGUUGUAGAUCCUGCACUGCACGUGGCUAUUUUGGUCACGAUCCCUGCCCGUUAGCUCACUGGAUGCCUAAGCAUGACAUGACGUAUGUUGGCAGCUAACAGAAGAAGACUGGUUGGCUCCUAGUCUAUUGGUGUGAUUGCCGUAAUCCAGUUACUUCAAUGGGUCCUGUCGACAACGCACUUGAAAGUGCAGCCCUAUUUGCCUCUUGCUGUUACGAUUUUAAUGAAUCGUGUCGUUCGUAUAACCCAGCACAAUUAGAACAUCGUUCGGGAGUGUUUCGCUUCGUUUAGUUUUCGAUGCUUUUCCUACUCGCACUGUACAAUCGCAAAUAUUUUCCUAAUCCUAAAAUCUUUGAAUCUAAAACAGCUUUGAAGUAAGAAUAUUUAGAAUUUAUUAUUUACAUAGAGUGUAAAGGUCUCGAUCUAAACGAAGCUCCUACCAUGUUCUGAUUGUACUGGUCUAAGAGAAUAUCUGGUUGUUUCGUUUAGUUAGAAAAAUCUCCAUGUUGAACAUGUUUAGAUGUAAGAGUUUAUAUUUGUAAAAACUUCGACCGAUCGGUCCCUGUUCUGCGUUUAUGAUUUCGUGUUCUCACUUGUACAAACAUAAGUAGGCUAAGGAUUUAGUCACUGUGGACGAGACGAGAUCGUAGGACGAUCGUAGAUUAGAUAGCGUUAGGGGAAUUGGCGACGCGUUUUGUCAAUUGGUCGGCCACCACCAAGCAUAUACAUACUGUAAUAUUACUGUACAUACAGAGAGAUAUCGCAUAUAAGCAGUUAUUGAGAUGUGAUGUCAGUAGUGAACGUAGAACUGCUUUGUCGACAAGUGUUAGGCUCUCAUCUCAAAACACGACGCAUAAUAUACAUAGCCUAACGUGAUAUCGCAAAAAAAAUCCGACAUUUUAUAUAUACAUAUAUAAUAUGAAUGGAGGAAAGUUUUGAUACAAGAAUUAAACAAGUAUACCGCAGUCUAUACAUAGAUAGGAUGACGAGUAUUAUUUAGCGUUUAUAUUAUUAUAAAUAGCUAUAUGUUCGUUAAUGGCAGUAUAUUUGCACGCUAAAAUGUAGGAGCACCACAUAUGUAACGGCUGUAUUCAUGUUAUAAGUGUAAAGGAAGCCCUGCCCUUCGUAUGGUUGUACAAAUAUCAAUUAAAUUAAGUAUAUUAUCGUAUCAUUUCCACGCGACUUGUGUACCGUACGUUUGGACUAGUCAAUUACUUGCUGCAACACGUUCCACACGUACCGCUCAGCGAUCGUCUCUCUUGUCGGUAACCCUAUCAGCAAAACCUCUUAAUGCACAAACGCAUUCACGUUUAGUUGCCGUUAUCAAAGAGUUAUGCUUUCCGACGGCUUUGAAACCAAUGCUUUCCGACGUUAAUCAAAGUUAAAAUAAAGUAAACGAAAAAAGUAUAUAAAAAACUGAAAAGCGGACUACAAAAUAUUCUUUCCUCGUCGACAAUCACCGUUUUUAUCAAAUCUCCGUUUUAAGUCAGCUUCAAUCAAAAAGACGGUAUUCAAUUCGACUGACAAUAAAUUAGUUUCUGUUACCUGCAUGGAGUCUUCAAUUUAAAAGUAUCAAAAGUAUCAAUUUCUUAAGACUUUUGAAUUUAAAAAGAAAGGUCGAUGAUUAUCGUUGCCGAUAGAUUAUUGUUAUCAUUACCGUUCUGUGAUAUUAAUUUUAAACGACGUUAACGCUUCUUAUGGCUGAAUGGGUUACUUCGCUUGCAUUUAACCAACAUGUGUAUGUAUGAUUUGUACGUUUAAUGCAGAUGAAGACAUGUUGAUGCAGAUGCCGAUGACUAUCGGUCAGCAAGCGUAAAGUUUAAAAGUAAAACGUGUUAAGUCAAAUGUAGAACAUAUCACGGGGUUAAAGCGUUGCGUUAUGUUGCGUUGUGUCGUUCUAGUCGUUCAUGUUGGUUUUAUGAAAGCAACGCCUCUUUUUUCGAUAGACGAUGUUACCGGAAUACUAAUUGUCAAUAUUUUCUUUUUAAGCUACAAGAGUAGAUAUAAAUAUAUACGUGCAUUGAUAUUUUCUCGAAGUACUCUGAUGUUUAGAAAUAUUAUAAAUGGAGUAACAAAAAAAAUAAUAAAAAUAAAUAAAGAACCGCGUGCUUGAUUUCAUUUCCAUACUAACACUGUAAGUAAUUUUUAAAAAAUGGCCAAAGAACUAUUUUUGUGUGCUAGACCAUUUUCAGAGAUAAAAGCGAACUACAAAACAAAAAUAAAUGUGGAGUUGUGUGGAAAAGAAAUUGAGGUGAAGUAUAAAAAUGUAUAGGCAACCUAUUUUUAUUAGGGAAAUGCGGGACUUACAUGUGCGAAUUUAUUUUUUACUUAGAACAGAUUCGAACGAAAAUCAAAAGCGUUUUAUUAUUAAGUUAUGUUGAGUUUCGUUGAACUUCGAAUUUAGUACUCUGUAGAAACGAGAGAAAAAACAAAUUCAGCAGCAAAGGUCUUCUUAAGGCGAAAACGGUGAUUAAAUAGUUUAUUGUAAAUCUAGAUAGAACAAAUAUUUAAGGAAAAUAAAAUUUAAAAAAGAAAACAAACCUUUGCUAGCUGAUAACAGGGUGACAAUUGUAUAAAAAAGUGUUUUAUAUCACAAGCUAUAUAACGCAUUACAUAUAAGCGUGUAUAUAGCACGCACCCAGAUAACAAAAAUAUUAUAUACAAAAAUACAACAAACCUAGGUUAUUAUAUGUAGAACAUGGAAUUGAAAUAAAGACAGUUACAAACAA
Molecule: messenger RNA, 4926 nt
Organism: Onthophagus taurus
Lineage: Eukaryota; Metazoa; Arthropoda; Insecta; Coleoptera; Scarabaeidae
Product: cytotoxic granule associated RNA binding protein TIA1
Molecular function (GO): RNA binding
Source: RefSeq, a predicted model, not a curated record